AGACGGACGUCGCGGAUUCGUCGCCGCUGCCGCCACCACCACCGUCACGUUUUUUAUCUGAAAAUUAGGGACUCAUUUCGGACGCCAUUAACGUAGUCCCGUAUUUUCUUUCUUUCUUCACGAGGAAUUGAGCCGAGCGGGGGGACAAUGAUAUAAUGAGCUCGGCUCCAUUAGAAGAAUCUACGCCGCCCUUGAAUUCCGAAGGCGAAGAGUACCGGAGCCUCCUCCCGUCCUCCCCGUCAACGUUGCCGUUGGCGGAAGGGAAAGCGGAGAAGGAUGAUGAGGCGGGAAUCGAGUAUGAAUCGCGGGAGGAGAAAGUUGGGGCCGUUGAUAUCGAAUCGGAGACGGCCGACGGCGUUGAUUGCAGCACCGUCCCUCCCUUUUCAUGGAGGCAGCUAUGGCGGUUCACCGGGCCGGGGUUUUUGAUGAGCAUAGCGUUUCUGGAUCCGGGGAAUCUCGAGGGGGAUCUGCAAUCGGGAGCGAUUGCCGGCUACUCGCUCCUAUGGCUGCUCAUGUGGGCCACCGCCAUGGGCCUGCUGAUUCAGCUUCUCUCCGCCAGAGUCGGCGUCGCCACUGGCCGGCACCUGGCGGAGCUCUGUCGGGAGGAGUAUCCGUAUUGGGCCGGGCUAUUGCUCUGGUUCAUGGCGGAGUUGGCCCUGAUUGGAGCAGAUGUUCAGGAGGUUAUUGGUAGUGCCAUAGCCAUUAAGAUUCUCAGCCGUGGGGUUAUUCCACUCUGGGCCGGCGUCGUAAUUACAGCUUCUGAUUGUUUCUUUAUUUUGGUUCUGGAGAACUAUGGAGUGAGGAAGCUGGAAGCUGUUUUUGCUGUUCUUAUUUCAACUAUGGCUCUCUCCUUUGCCUGGAUGUUUGGAGAUGCGAGACCAAGUGGGAAGGAACUUUUAACAGGUCUUUUGAUUCCGAGACUUAGUUCAAGAACCAUUCGCCAGGCUGUUGGAGUUGUGGGGUGUGUAAUAAUGCCUCAUAAUGUGUUUUUGCAUUCAGCUUUGGUACAGUCUAGGGAGAUUAAUCCCAAGAAGAAAGGUCAGGUUCAGGAGGCGUUGAAUUAUUACACCAUAGAAUCAUCUCUUGCCCUUCUUGUGUCUUUCUUGAUCAAUUUGUUUGUUACGACUGUUUUCGCCAAGGGAUUCUAUGGCAGUAAACAGGCUGAUAAUAUAGGCCUAGUCAAUGCGGGACAGUAUCUUGAAGAGAAAUAUGGCGGGGGGCUGUUCCCAAUCCUCUACAUUUGGGGUAUCGGAUUACUGGCAGCUGGUCAAAGUAGUACUAUAACGGGUACUUAUGCGGGGCAAUUUAUCAUGGGUGGUUUUCUGGAUCUUCGCUUGAAGAAAUGGCUGAGGGCUCUGAUCACUAGGAGCUGUGCCAUUUUGCCUACGAUAGUUGUGGCUCUGGUUUUCCAUAGAACAGAAUCAUCGUUGGAUGUGCUAAACGAAUGGCUUAAUGUGUUGCAGUCUAUUCAAAUCCCUUUUGCACUCAUCCCACUUCUGACUUUGGUCUCUAAGGAGGAGGUGAUGGGAACCUUCAGAAUCAGGCCUAUCAUUGAGAAAUUUGCAUGGACUGUUGCAAUCCUGGUGAUGGUGAUUAACGGGUAUCUUUUGCUGGACUUUUUCGUCUUGGAAGUGAAUGGAUUGCUGUUUGGUUUCCUGGUCUGUGCUGGGACUGCUGGUUACAUCGCAUUCAUUUUAUACCUUAUCUUGCAUGGUGGUGGCCCUGUUGCCAAUUGGUUCAAUCUUUGGCUCAACAAAGGGUAUAAUUAUGCUGGAAACGGGACAUAACACCGCCAUUCUUUGUGAAGUAGAACACACAACAUAUUACAUACACCAUUACUUUCGGGACUGAAACACACCUUUCAAACUAACAGCGAGUAUAGGCAUACGCAUACGAAUGAUAUUUUGUAUUUUUACAUGUAUCUCAUAGAGGACGGGAACGAGCACAUUUCAGGCUGGACAAAAGGCGCUGCUGCUGAGCUCCCGCCACUAUUGUACAACGAGGUUUGCGUUUGGAGUAGGUAUAGAGAGUAACUCUCAGUGUUUUGGUUUCUGUUGAUAGUGAUUACCCAGAGAAACUUUAAUACAAUUGAAAAGUUUUGCUGCUUCUUUAUUGUCCAUGGGACCAUUUCUCUGUUCUUUCUAUUCAAACCCAUUGUGAGCA
Molecule: messenger RNA, 2163 nt
Organism: Ipomoea nil (Japanese morning glory)
Lineage: Eukaryota; Viridiplantae; Streptophyta; Magnoliopsida; Solanales; Convolvulaceae
Product: metal transporter Nramp2-like
Exons: 5
Coding region: 156-1787 (543 amino acids)
Biological process (GO): metal ion transport
Cellular component (GO): membrane
Molecular function (GO): manganese ion transmembrane transporter activity; cadmium ion transmembrane transporter activity
Source: RefSeq, a predicted model, not a curated record